Nerophis ophidion (straightnose pipefish) is the source of this 737-nucleotide messenger RNA. RefSeq names its product metallo-beta-lactamase domain containing 1 (gene mblac1). The record is from RefSeq and is a predicted model, not a curated record. NCBI's taxonomy places the organism in Eukaryota, Metazoa, Chordata, Actinopteri, Syngnathiformes, Syngnathidae. The transcript is spliced from 2 exons. The coding region runs from base 56 to 718 and encodes 220 amino acids.
ACCGGAUGUUUACAAAAGUUGUACAUCCGGGAAGUCGAACUCGCAGCGUCUCCAAAUGGCGUCAAGUGGUCAAUUCCAACUAAUUCCUCUGUCUGAAUCACAAAUGGACUUUCCUGGUUGUCCGUACUCCGUGUCCGUCCUUAAAGUAGGCUAUUAUCAACCUCAGCAGGACGGGACAUUUAAGGCAGACGGAAGCAUCACCUUAAUAAGGGGACACAACAAUAACAAUAUCCUGGUGGACACCGGGGGGCCAUGGGACAGAAACUUCCUACUCAAGGCGCUAAAAGACCGGGGUUUGGAGCCCGGGGACAUCCGCCUGGUCGUGGGGACUCACGGACAUUCCGACCAUGUUGGUAACCUCAGUCUUUUCCACUCGUCAGUUAUGAUAGUAGGACAUGACAUAAGUCAAGGGGACAUUUAUACACCCAGCACGUUUGCACAGGGGUGCCCACACGUCGUGGACGAGCACGUGUGUGUACUACCCACUCCUGGCCACACGGGGCAGGACGUGAGCGUGCAGGUGAGAGGGAUGUCAGUUGGCACGCUACUGGUCGCCGGAGACCUAUUUGACAGCUGUUGUGAUGAGGACACCUGGCGCCACCUGAGCGCCAACACUGCAGUACAGGAAGCGAGUCGCCACAAGGCGUUGCAGACAGCAGAUGUCAUCGUACCAGGACAUGGCGUUCCUUUUCGGGUCCUCAGGAAUUCAUUUUUGUAAUAAAUAAUUGAUAAUGCUA